AUGAUCGCGCAGUCUUUCGUCAGCUUCUUGCUUCUGGUACCUCACGUCCUUGCCUGCGCAGGACACGGAAACCACUAUGAACCCGGCGACAGGAGGCGCAAGGUGUCAGGUCCUGAGACCUUAUCCGAUUGGGCGUAUGAGGCCUCUUUCAACUGGGGCCGUAUUAACCCCAACUACAGCUUGUGCCAAACGGGCACGCAGCAGUCGCCUAUCGCGCUCAGUCUGAACAACGGACUAGCCUUGGACUACAAGAUCAAGUUCGCCUACUCAAACGAGACGACGGGCAACUUCUACAACUGGGGCUACGGCCCCGCCUUCACCGUCACACACCCCGAGGGGGUCUUCACCGGCAACCCGUCCUUCACCUACGACAACACGACGGUCUAUCUGAAGGGCUGGCACAUCCACUCGCCAGCGGACCACCCGGUCAACGGCGGCAGGUCCAAGGCGGAGCUGCACCUCGUCCACGUCGACGCCCGAGGCCACGACAAGGCCGUGCUGGCCAUCCGGCUCGACCCUGGCAACGCCCACAACAAAGACGCCUUCUUCGGCCAGCUCCCGCCGAUGAUUGGCUUCAAUGAUGCGGGGGUGCAGCAGCGGAUCAGCGUGGACCACACCCUGGCCCUCGACAGCGUGCUACUCUUCAACGAGUUCUGGACGUACCAAGGCAGCCUGACGAGCCCGCCUUGCCACGAAGGCAUCCGCUGGUUCGUCGCCCGCCAAGUCAUGUACAUGGGCGUCGAUCAGAUGAGGAGCGUCCUGGGUGCAAGCACCUAUAGCGCGAGGGCCGAACAAGAGGUUUGGCAGCACUGCAUCAACGAGGAGGGGGGGGCGAAGUUCUUAGGCCCAGGGUGUGGCCAAGGACCUAGACAGAGAUAG
Molecule: messenger RNA, 879 nt
Organism: Colletotrichum graminicola M1.001
Lineage: Eukaryota; Fungi; Ascomycota; Sordariomycetes; Glomerellales; Glomerellaceae
Product: carbonic anhydrase
Exons: 2
Coding region: 1-879 (292 amino acids)
Molecular function (GO): zinc ion binding; carbonate dehydratase activity
Source: RefSeq, a predicted model, not a curated record